AUGUUCAAUUUAAUUAAAUCACUACAUUUAAUUGAGAGCUUCUCGUAUGUACUUGAAGGUAUGAUCGUUGUGAUUGGAGGUUGUAGGUCCAAGAAUCUCGAGACUUGGGAAGAGGUUUAUGAUCCAAAAAACAAUACUUGGGGUCGAUUUUUUUUUUUUUGUUUUUUUUGUUUUUUGAAUACGAAUUCUUGCUUAGUAAAGAUUGACAAGGUGUCGUGCGUAUUGUCGGUUUCUGAUGGGAAUCUAUUUUGGCGUGAAACGAAGGAUGGUUUUGAGUGGUCCAGUGUUAUGGGAGUCGAAGAAGUGUCCUCUAUUAUUUCUGUGGCGAACGCCGGCGCAGAAGGAAGAGUGACAGUUUGGUGGAAGUCGUUGAUAUUGGAGUUAGUGAGUGUGACUGAGGAAUGUGAAACGAAGAUUUGGUGUGCAGAGAUUUCGUUUGAGAGACGCGGUUUAACAGAGCUUUGGGGAUUCGUUGAUUGGUCUAAAGAGGUGUUUGCCGUUGAUGGAUAUGACUCUACUUACGAUUUCUUUUUAAAUUCUGCUAUUGUGACUUAUUGAUCAAUGUGGUUUUCUACUUUAAAUGUUGGGAUUAUGAUAUGAAUUAAAAAAAAACAUUUUGAUGAGUUUAAGAGUUAAUAAACGAAAUUAUAUUGGUGCUU
Molecule: messenger RNA, 659 nt
Organism: Arabidopsis lyrata subsp. lyrata
Lineage: Eukaryota; Viridiplantae; Streptophyta; Magnoliopsida; Brassicales; Brassicaceae
Product: F-box/kelch-repeat protein At5g03020
Molecular function (GO): protein binding
Source: RefSeq, a predicted model, not a curated record